Schistocerca nitens (vagrant locust) is the source of this 1089-nucleotide messenger RNA. RefSeq names its product neuropeptide F receptor-like. Gene Ontology annotation, molecular function: neuropeptide Y receptor activity. Gene Ontology annotation, cellular component: membrane. The annotation marks the transcript as partial. Gene Ontology annotation, biological process: G protein-coupled receptor signaling pathway. The record is from RefSeq and is a predicted model, not a curated record. The transcript has 5 exons. NCBI's taxonomy places the organism in Eukaryota, Metazoa, Arthropoda, Insecta, Orthoptera, Acrididae.
GGCGGGCUGCGGCCGGCGCUCGGCGACGUGGAGGGCAACCCGGGCCUGCUGUACGUGCAGUACAGCCGCAACCGCAACGUGGAGGGAGCCGCCUUCUGCUGGCUCGUCGGCUGCUACUCGCUGCUCAUCGUGCUGGGCGCCGCCGGCAACUCGCUCGUCGUCUGCGCCGUGGUGCGCAAGCGCGCCAUGCGCACCGCGCGCAACCUCUUCAUCGUCAACCUGGCCGUCUCCGACCUGCUGCUCUGCCUCGUCACCAUGCCGCUCACGCUCAUGGAGAUCCUCACCAAGUACUGGCCGCUCGGCCGCGAGCCCGUCGUCUGCAAGAUGCUCGGCACCCUGCAGGCGACGAGCAUCUUCGUGUCAACGAUGAGCAUCACGGCGAUCGCCUUGGACCGCUACCACGUGAUCGUGUACCCGACGCGCGAGAGCCUCAAGAAGGUGGGCGCGGCGGCCAUCCUGUCCCUCAUCUGGCUGCUGUCGCUGGUGCUGGCGUCGCCCAUGUUCGUGUGGCGCUCGCUGGACCAGCACGAGCUCAACCUGCCGGGCCUCCAGUACGUCUCCUACUGCGUCGAGAAGUGGCCCGUGGCGCACGGCCGAGCCUACUACUCUGCUUUCUCGCUCGUUUUCCAGUACCUGCUGCCGAUCAUCACCGUCACCAUCGCCUACUCGCGCAUCUGCAGGAAGCUCCGCUACAGGAUCAGUUACGUUUUUUACGCGGCGUCGACGCGCGCCCGCAAGGGCAAGGACGACCGGCGUAUGCGGCGCACCAACGCCCUGCUCUACUCCAUCGCGCUCAUCUUCUGCGUCAGCUGGCUGCCGCUCAACAUCUUCAACCUCGUCGUGGACGUGUGGAACCCGUUCAGCGGGUCGCAGGCGAUGCUGGUGACGUACGCCGUGUGCCACAUGAUGGGCAUGUCUUCGGCGUGCUCCAACCCGCUGCUGUACGGCUGGCUCAACGACAACUUCCGCAAGGAGUUCCUGGAGAUCGCGGCGGCGCUGUGCCCGUGCGCGCCCGCCGCCCAGGCCGCUGUGCGCGAGCGCGUCGGCUCCCUGCGCUCCAGCCUCGCCGGCCGGGGGCGGCGCGGGGGC